Prosopis cineraria is the source of this 2333-nucleotide messenger RNA. RefSeq names its product ABC transporter F family member 3. The record is from RefSeq and is a predicted model, not a curated record. The transcript has 18 exons. NCBI's taxonomy places the organism in Eukaryota, Viridiplantae, Streptophyta, Magnoliopsida, Fabales, Fabaceae. Gene Ontology annotation, molecular function: ATP hydrolysis activity; ATP binding. The coding region runs from base 39 to 2162 and encodes 707 amino acids.
GGUGCAGAGCGUGAGCGAGACGCCCUCGAACGCCUAAGAUGACAGAAGUGGCGAGCUCAGUGGUGCACGAGGUGCUGGGACGACGGGUUGAGGAUGUGGAUCAACCUAUUAUUGAUUAUAUUAUCAACGUCCUCGCAGAUGAUGACUUUGAUUUUGGAGAUGAUGGAGAAGGCGUCUUCGAUUUUCUCGGGGAGCUACUCGUUGGUGCCGGCUGCGUCGACGACUUCUCUGAGUGUCGCAAUGUAUGUAGCAAAUUGUCUGAAAAAUUUGGAAAGCAUGGGGUGGUCAAAACCAAACCAACCGUGCGAAGCCUUGCAGCACCCUUCAGAAUGAAUGACGGAAUGGAUGAUGGGGUAGCUCCUAAGAAGAAGCGUGAGCCUACUGAUGGUCCUUUGCUAACCGAACGUGACCGUGUAAAGUUAGAAAGAAGAAAGAGGAAGGAGGAGCGCCAAAGGGAGGCACAGUACCAAAUGCAUCUAGCGGAAAUGGAGGCAGCCCGAGAAGGGAUGCCUGUUGUAUGUGUUAGGCAUGAUAAUAGUGGUGGAGCAGCUGUCAAGGACAUUCACAUGGAGAACUUCAAUAUUUCUGUUGGAGGCCGUGAUCUCAUUGAGGAUGGUUCAAUCACACUGUCAUUUGGAAGGCAUUAUGGCCUUAUUGGAAGAAAUGGUACUGGGAAAACAACAUUCCUUAGGCAUAUGGCUAUGCAUGCCAUUGAUGGCAUACCAUAUAAUUGUCAGAUAUUGCAUGUGGAGCAAGAGGUAGUUGGUGAUGACAUAACAGCCUUGCAGUGUGUUCUCAAUUCGGAUAUUGAGAGAACUCAACUUCUGGAGGAAGAAGCUCGGUUACUUGCCCAUCAGAAAGAGUUGGAUACUGGGGAUGUAACUGUAAAGAGCAAUGAUGCCAUUUCACAAAGACUGGAGGAAAUCUACAAGAGGCUUGAGUUAAUUGAUGCUUACUCUGCGGAGUCACGUGCAGCUUCAAUACUUGCAGGCCUAAGCUUCUCUCCUGAGAUGCAAAAGAAGGCAACAAAAACUUUCUCUGGAGGAUGGCGGAUGCGAAUAGCUCUUGCUCGUGCACUAUUCAUAGAACCUGACUUGUUGCUUCUGGAUGAACCUACGAACCAUCUUGAUCUUCAUGCUGUCUUAUGGCUGGAAUCUUACUUGGUUAAGUGGCCAAAAACGUUCAUAGUUGUUUCUCAUGCUAGAGAAUUUUUGAACACGGUGGUUACUGACAUAAUUCACCUGCAAGCUAAAAAGUUGAUUACUUAUAAGGGGAAUUAUGAUACUUUUGAGAGGACUCGAGAAGAACAGCUUAAAAACCAGCAAAAAGCAGUAGAGGCAAAUGAACGAGCAAGAGCUCACAUGCAGUCUUUCAUUGACAAAUUCCGUUAUAACGCCAAGAGGGCAUCACUUGUUCAAUCAAGAAUCAAGGCUUUGGACCGGAUGGGUCGUGUGGACGAAAUUAUCAAUGAUCCUGACUAUAAGUUUGAGUUCCCAACUCCAGAUGAUAGACCUGGUGCACCAAUAAUAAGUUUUAGUGAUGCAUCAUUUGGUUACCCUGGGGGCCCAAUUCUAUUUAAGAAUUUGAAUUUUGGGAUUGAUCUUGACAGCCGAAUUGCUAUGGUUGGACCCAAUGGUAUUGGCAAAUCUACCAUACUUAAGUUAAUUGCUGGGGAACUACAACCCAUUUCUGGGACAGUUUUUCGUUCUGCCAAGGUUCGUAUAGCGGUCUUCAGUCAGCAUCAUGUUGAUGGAUUAGACUUAUCUUCAAAUCCCCUUUUGUAUAUGAUGCGCUGCUAUCCUGGUGUUCCUGAACAGAAACUUCGAGCUCACUUGGGCUCUUUUGGUGUAACUGGAAAUCUUGCACUUCAGCCGAUGUAUACACUGUCAGGGGGACAAAAAAGCAGGGUUGCAUUUGCAAAGAUAACUUUCAAGAAACCGCACAUAAUAUUGCUUGAUGAACCUUCCAAUCACCUGGACUUGGAUGCUGUUGAGGCGCUAAUUCAAGGUCUUGUCAUGUUCCAAGGAGGCAUUCUAAUGGUGAGUCACGAUGAGCAUCUAAUAUCUGGAAGCGUGGAGGAGCUAUGGGCUGUAUCCCAAGGAAGAGUGAGCCCAUUCCAAGGCACCUUCCAAGAUUAUAAGAAGAUACUCCAAUCAUCAUAGGAAAGUGUAUUAGUAGUUAACAAUUUUUGUGUUGAGAAGCCAUUUACAAAUAUUUCUGGUGUAAUCUCAGGUGUAAUCUCACGUAGUCGUAGAUGGGCAAUGGUAAUAUAACACGUUUGGACGAGUUUCCCAUUUUAUAUAUUAUUGUCAUUAUUUAUUCAUUUUUGAUAA